AUUAAUUAUUUGGGGCCGGGUUUGACAAUUUCCUGUGACUCCGAACCUAUUGCUCAUAAACUCGCUUACCAUUAACAUAACUAUAGUAAAUUUACCAACGGUUGAUCUACGCUCGUUUCUGUUCACCUCUAGGUCUUCUCACUAAGUUGCGGGUUCUGAAGAGUCGAUCGAUCAGUGUGUGCCCCGCGAUUUCGUAACUUUUCUUCUGCGUAUAGCGAACGCCGCUGUUGGUCGAAUGAUCGUGGCCCUAUAUCUUCCCCCUUUGCUUCCUUGAUCUCUAUAAUGGGUUCGACAGUCUACAGGAAUGACUGUAGUAACGGCUGGAUCGUGCAGAAGUUUGGGGGCACCAGUGUUGGCAAAUUUCCCGACAAGAUCGCGGAGGACAUCGUUCGCGCCAACCUAGGUUCCAACAAAGUAGCAGUUGUCUGCUCAGCCCGAAGCACGGGGAAGAAGGUCACAGGGACUACAAGUCGUCUCCUCGAAAUCUACAAGAAGCUGCGCAGAAUUACUGCCGCCACCAGCGCCGAAGCGACCCAAAACAAGAUCCUCGAUGAUGCCAAGGCGCUCAUCCAAGAAAUCUGCGACGACCAUGUCUUCGCGGUACAGUCCUUCAUCAAGGACCCCAGCCUGCAGAAGACGGUCACAGCCGACAUAGAAAAUGACUGCCAGGAAUUGGUUGACUACAUCAUUGCCGCUAAGCGCUUCAAUCUCGAAGUCAACGCGAGAUCCUUGGACAGGGUGGUCAGUUUUGGGGAGAAGCUAAGCUGCAGGUUUAUGACUUAUCUGCUGAAAGACAGGCAUGUGGACGCCGAAUACGUGGACCUCUCGGAUAUUAUGCAUUACGAGAGCUCGGAUCGGGUCGAUCCUGCCUUCUACAAGGAUGCGGCUGCCGUGUUCCAGAAGAGAAUAAGGGCUUGCAACGAGAGGGUGCCGGUCAUCACAGGCUUCUUCGGCAACGUUCCCGGAAGUUUGAUGGACGGUGAUAUCGGGCGGGGAUACACGGACUUAUGCGCUGCCUUGGUCGCAGUGGGACUGAAGGCAGACGAGCUGCAAGUAUGGAAGGAAGUCGACGGAAUAUUCACCGCAGACCCGACCAAAGUGCCCACGGCCCGGCUUCUAAGCUCCGUCACGCCCUCGGAGGCAGCCGAGCUCACCUUCUACGGGUCUGAGGUCAUCCACCACCUGACCAUGGACCAAGUCAUCAAGGCGGACCCGCCGAUCCAGAUCCGCAUCAAGAACGUGAAGAACCCGCGCGGUAACGGCACUAUCGUGGUGCCGGACUCGAACCAAUCGCCCGCACAACAAAUCCGGCGUUCCCGGCCGUCGGACGAGGCGCUGCGACGCACCCCCAAGCGCCCCACAGCCGUCACAAUCAAGGACGGCAUCUCCAUCAUCAACGUGCACUCCAACAAGCGAUCCAUCUCUCACGGCUUCUUCGCCAAGGUUUUCUCCAUUCUCAACCGCCACAGCAUCUCCGUCGACCUCAUUUCGACCUCCGAGGUCCAUGUGUCCAUGGCCAUCCACGCGGCGAGCUCGUCGCCUUCGCAUUUCGAGGCCGCGUGUAAGGAGCUUGAGGAGUGUGGCGAUGUGAGUAUUUUGCAGGAGAUGGCCAUUCUCAGUUUGGUGGGCGCCGAGAUGAAGAAUAUGGUGGGCAUUGCGGGGCGUAUGUUCUCGACGCUCGGAGAGCACAAUGUCAAUAUUGAGAUGAUAUCACAAGGGGCUAGCGAGAUCAACAUCAGCUGUGUUAUUGAUGCGAGGGAGGCGACGAGGGCCAUGACUAUUCUCCAUACAAAUCUAUUUACCUUCUUGGAAUAGACUAAUAGAGUUGAGCGUUUUGACGUUGCGGAUAUGCUGGUGUAUCGUAUGUGUGAUGGGGCUGUGCAUGUCUUGGCCCCCCUCCCCCUUUUUCGAAUGUGUGUCAAAAUGUGAAUGAAAUGAAUCAGCGAGGACCUGUGUACAGUCUUGGG
Messenger RNA from Pseudomassariella vexata, 1967 nucleotides. RefSeq names its product lysine-sensitive aspartokinase 3. The transcript is spliced from 6 exons. The record is from RefSeq and is a predicted model, not a curated record. Gene Ontology annotation, molecular function: aspartate kinase activity. NCBI's taxonomy places the organism in Eukaryota, Fungi, Ascomycota, Sordariomycetes, Amphisphaeriales, Pseudomassariaceae. The coding region runs from base 283 to 1815 and encodes 510 amino acids.